AUUCAUGGGGAAUGAAUACCAGUCCUAGGGAAAGAGGAAGACCAAAUAAGAGAAAACCUGCCGAAGCUGGAAAUAAAAGUAAUACACACAAAAUGCUGGAGGAACUCAGUAGGCCAGGCAGCAUCUUUGGAAAAGAAUAAACAGUUGAUGUUUUUGGGCUGAGACUCUUCUUCAGUACUGGAGGAAGAAAGAGGAAGAUGCUCUGCUGGGAUAGACUUCAUGGUUGAUGAAUACAUUCUGGAGACAGGCACAAUCCAAAUGUUCAUAUCACUUGAGAAGAAGAAGAGGAAGAUGAAGGGAAAGAAGGGGCAGAAGAAGGAGAAGAAGGACAAGAGGAAGGAGAAGAAGAGGAAGGACAACAGGAAGAGGAAGAAGAGGAAUAAGAAGAAGAGGAAGAAGGAGAAGAAGAAGGACGAGGAAGGAGAAAGAAGAGGAAGAGGAUGAGUAAGACAACAGGAUAAAGUAGUAGUAGGACAAGAGAAAGGAGAAGAAGAGGAAGGACAACAGGAAGAGAAAGAAGAGGAAUAAGAAGAAGAGGAAGAAGGAGCAGAAGAAGGAUGAGGAAGGAGAAAGAAGAGGAAGAAGAUGAGGAAGACAACAGAAGAAGAGGUUGAAGAAGGAGUAGUAGAAGGACAAGAGAAAGGAGAAGAAGAUGAGGAAGAAGAAGAACA
Molecule: messenger RNA, 671 nt
Organism: Hypanus sabinus (Atlantic stingray)
Lineage: Eukaryota; Metazoa; Chordata; Chondrichthyes; Myliobatiformes; Dasyatidae
Exons: 3
Coding region: 220-444 (74 amino acids)
Source: RefSeq, a predicted model, not a curated record